CUGACAACUGUUGAACGUGUGCAGAUACACUGCGACAGAGCUCACAUGCACUUUGUCCGUUGCAGUACAGACAAAGCCUCUUUCGAUCCCGUUCUAUUAUUUUUCCGUAUUCUGAAUGUCUGUCGCUGAGAAGAGUGGACAAUAAGGUGACAGUUUCAGCUGGACUUCAGGGUUUGUCGUCUACAGUAGGAUCUCCUCACAUGAGUGAACAGUGUUGUAAUGGCAGAUGGAUAUGAAUUUGACCUGAACUACAUUACAGAGCGCAUCAUUGCCUUAAGUUUCCACCAGUCCUGCACAGAGCAGACCUACCAGCACAACCUGCGCAGUAUCACGCACAUGCUGCAGUCCAAACAUGCUGAUCAAUACAUGGUCAUCAACUUAUCUGAACCCAGGGAUGACCUCAGCAGAAUGAAUCCCAGGGUGGUGGACUUGGGCUGGCCAGAGCAGCAUGCUCCAUCCCUUCAUCUGCUUUGUUCAGUGUGUAAAAGCAUGGACAACUGGCUCAGUGCACACUCUGAACAUGUGCUACUCCUACACUGCAAAGGCAGCAAAGACAGGGUGGGUGUGGUAAUAUCCUCUUUCAUCCAGCUGUCUUAUGUUUCAACCAGUGAGGAGCAAGCAUUGGAUCUGUACUCCAUGAAGAAAUUCUGCAGUGAUAAAAUGGCAAACCUCAUGACUCCAUCACAGAAAAGGUAUGUGCAGGUGUUUGGCAAGCUGCUAACCCGUCAGGUCCACAUGAACUCUUCCCCUCUAUUCAUCCAUCAUAUCAAUAUCCAUCCCAUUCCUGAUUUUCACCCUACAGUGUGUCAGAUGUUUAUCCGAGUGUAUCAAGGCCUGCAGACUGUAUACACAACAGGAGUACAUCAGCUUGCUGUAGAUCAAAUGGACAGAAUGUGUUUUGUUCUGGAACCCCCACAGAUGUUCAAAGGUGAUAUCAUGAUUGCAUGUUAUCAUAAAAAUGUUUCCAUGAGGACCCAUGAGAUAGUGUUUAGUGUGCAGUUCCAUACAGGCUUUCUGUGUGGACAAAUGCUUUCUCUGAAGAAAGAAGACCUUGAUCAUGCAAACAAAGAUCCAAGAUUUCCAGAGAACGGUGUGGUGGAGGUGCUGUUUUCCAAGAACGUUGAAGGAGAUCCAUCCCUUGCUUCAGGUUGUGGUUGUGUUGAAAAUGACCAUCUAGAUUCACUGGCUCAGUGGGACUCAUGUGAAAAUGUUCCAGCAGGAGCCAAGCCACAUGAAGGCACCAACUCUCUGAGCAGUGACUCUGGACUCUCUAGCUCCUCCCAGUGGACUGGAGGACUAGUCUCUGGGCUCCAAGUCAGCUACAGCUCUGAGGAGCAGACCCAACUCCAGAGAGCUAUCCCUGGACUCAGAAUGGAGGAGGAACCACCUUCUCCAGGCAUCACACGGCCUGACCCUAAAGCUAUCAGUUGUAGAGAUGCUGCAUUUGAUAACUCUAGACACUUAAAUGGUGAAGCUAUGUUUAAAGAGCGUGAAACAGACAUUAUAGAUGAUGACGACGAUAUCCCCACCCCUAAUGAUGCAAUUGCUGCUGUUUCAGACUCUAAAGAGACACUUUCUUCAAGGGAAAAGUCUGGUUUGUCUUCACUUAGAGGUGAACAAAGAUGUCAGAACUCUGUCCAAUCAGAUGUUGGUCAAGGGGUGAAUUCCUCAAACACUCUUACACGCACAUCAGUAUCUACUGGAUAUCAGACACAUAUAUGGGUGAAACAGCAGCAGUCGGUAUCAACCAGUUCUUACACGCACACUCCAUCAGACAGAUUGGAAGGAAGGGAGGAGAUGGAGCUCUGCAAGGGUGCAAGCAAACCCUCAUUACCUGGCAAUGGCUUUCCAGAGGCGCAGUCAGAGGCAGACAAGAAUGAUGAGUUCGCUACGCUUGCUUUGGAUAUAGAUCAAUCAAUUGAACAGCUUAAUCAGCUUAUCCUGGACCUAGACCCUGAGUUUGAGCCAGUCCCCACACAGGCAAGGGGUCACAUGACCCGUUCAGCCUCCCUGCACACCAAUGGAAAGAUGCACUCUGGUGGAAGGGCCAAAGACAUGCAAUCUGGUUGGAGGCAAAAACAGCUCAGUGAUGUCUCUGAAUACUCAAUACUACGGAGUGCAGGUAGUGAUCUAACCCAGAACAUCCAGACCUUUGCCAUCUGCAAGCCAUCUCAGCGAAGUCUGUAUCACACUGACAGAGCUGAGUUUGGUGACCUCACUCCAGAGGUUGACAGUCCACCAUGGGAGGGCCUUAACCAAGUUCCACCCACACCAGCUUUCCCUGUGUCACCUCCCACUCCAUAUGUGAAGAGUGUUCAUGACUUCAUCCCUUCAAAUACUGGCUCUCAAACCAAUAAACACAACAUGACAUUUUCAACAUGGCAAGAGUCACGAGGAUACGUGGACAGCAUUACACACACGUCCACGUCAUCAGACAGUGAGAUCUUCCACUCAGAAGUCACAGGAAGUCCUGCCUCCUGUCAGAGGAUGUUUGGAUCCAUGCGUUCUAUCUCGACACCCAGCCCAUUGGUCAAUACAGACAGCCCCACUCCAGCUCAUUCCUGGUUAGAGGGCGGCUCCAGCACCCCCCUUAGUCACUACACCCCCCAACCCUCCCCCCCCAUCACCCUGUCUGCCCCCAACUCCCACAGCUCUCCGCGUGGGGCUCACCGGAGCCUGUCCUCCUCUCUGGAUGUCGGGGGACUGGAGAGCAGCCUGCUGGAGGCAGUAGAAGGUCUGGAGGCCCUGGGUCUAGAUGUGGCUCAACCUCCCCUUCUACCCCUGAAGAGGAGAGGAACAGACGGGCCAGAGACAAUGCUCAGUUCCUCUUUCAACAGGAGUGGAAUCAGUGCGUCUUUUGCCAGUCAUAACACCUCACCUACUAGAUCUACGCCGAGUCCAGAUUUCCUUGCCAGUAAAACUGAAAAUGUGAAGUUCGUUCAGGAUACGACAAAGUUCUGGUACAAGCAGGACAUCUCUAGAGAGCAAACAAUUGCCAUUCUCAAGGACAAAGAGCCGGGCUCCUUCAUCAUCAGAGACAGUCACUCAUUCAGAGGAGCUUAUGGAUUGGCCAUGAAGGUGGCUACGCCCCCACCCUCUGUUCUACAGCAAAGCAGAAAAAUGGGGGACCUGUCCAAUGAGCUUGUGCGACACUUCCUGAUUGAAUGCACACCGAAAGGUGUACGGUUAAAAGGGUGCCCUAAUGAACCAUAUUUUGGAAGCCUCACAGCUUUAGUGUGCCAACAUUCAAUCACACCCUUGGCGUUACCCUGCAGACUCAUCAUCCCGAGCAGAGACCCUCUAGAGGAGAUGAAUGAAUCUCAAACACAGUCAUCAACAAACUCUGCAGCAGAGCUACUAAAACAGGGAGCAGCGUGUAACGUGUGGUUCCUGGGCAGUGUGGAGCUGGAGUCUUUGACAGGAGUUCAGGGCGUUCAAAAGGCCACGACUGUGAUCUUUAGUAUGGAUCCGCCACCCACAUCCACUGUAGUUCACUUUAAAGUGUCUUCACAGGGAAUUACACUCACAGACAACCAGAGGAAGUUGUUCUUUAGGAGACACUAUGCCGUCAGCACAGUGAUAUUCUGUGCCCUCGAUCCUCAGGACAGGAAGUGGAUGCGAGAUGGCUGCUCAGCUGCAAAGAUUUUUGGCUUCAUCGCAAGGAAAAGUGGAAGCAGCACAGAGAAUAUGUGUCACCUGUUUGCUGAACAUGACCCUGAACAGCCCGCCAGUGCCAUUGUCAACUUUGUCUCCAAGGUGAUGAUAGGCUCUCAGAAGAAAUAGACAAUAUUACACAUAGAGAUUCCUACUGAACUGCAUUGGGGACUGCUGUUGCCAUGAAAAAAGCCAUGGAAGCUGGCAUUGCAUUAAACCACAAACAACAAACAUUGGAGACUGCUGUGUUCUUACCUUCAAAUGUGUAGGCCCAAAGCACAGAGUAACAGUUUCAUUCCUGUUCUGUUAGCGGCUUUACUUGCUGAUGGCAUUUGAUUGUGAUUAGACAGUAAACAUCAGUAUGGUCAAAGAUGAAACUUUAUUCUGUGACUUUUACUCCCUAUUUUGGGACGAGAUACAUUCCAAAGGGAGUUUUUGUGAUUCUUGCCCAUGCAUUACAUAGCAUGUCCAGUAGGGGGAGACACAUUUCUUUGGUUAACUAUCACUCUUACAAUUAUUUUUCCAGUUCUAUUUCAUAUUGCUAGUGGCACAGAAAUCACUGAGGAUGUGUCCAAAAAUCAUGGAGGUGUAACUGCAGAUUAGAUUCUUUGAUCUGUCUCGGCACACAUCCACAUGAAGUCGACCAAAGUGCUCACAUUUUCAUAUUAAUUAACAAAACUUUAAUGUCUUCGAUUUUAUAAAUAAAUGUGUACAUUAUCAGAUAUCCCUAUUAACAUUUUUAUAGUUCAAAAUAUUUAGUAAUUUUUUUUUUUAUCUGUGUAUUUCUUUGUUUAUGUGGGGUGAGCUAACAUUUACAGUCAAUUAUAAGUGGUUGCCUUAAAAAAAAUCAUAUUGACUUUGACCUUGUUUAUAUAUAUUUGGAAAUAUUUAUCAUAUAACUCAUAUUCAUCUUUUACACAUGGCAUGAGUGUUCAGUUAUGCCAGUUGUCAGAUUAUAAUGGAUAACACUCUUGGUAUUUGAUAGAUCGCCUUGUGUGAGAUGUGCAAGAUGACAUCAAAUGGGCAAGACCUAUAAAUUCCCAAACUCACCUUGCAAAUUCUUUUACUGAAUAAGUGUAUAAAUGCUUUUCAAAUGGUAAAGGUGAAAAGUUUCACAUGGGAUUCAUCUGAAGCAGACAUGAAUAUGUAAACCGCACCAGUCUUACUUUAAGAAACAAGUACCACAUUCUGGAAAGGCAGUUCUGUGAUGGAGUUUGUUUUCUAUCACGUUUCUUGUCCAGCCAAACUAUUUUUGUAUAUUUUUAAAUUAAUGUUUUAUUUACAGUAACGGGGCAGACUGGGAAGAGAAAUCGGCCGUGGAUUUUACCUGGGCCAAAAGUUGUUGAGCGGGGGAGGGGUGUGUGAGGGGUGUCGCUGUCCUUUUUUGCAUAUCGUGGCCCCCUUCGGCAUAUCGUGGCGUCGUUUUGCGGCCCUCUUCAGCCUGUCGCGGCCCGUUCAGCAUAACACGGUGGCCCGGUUCUCCCUAUGGCCAGUCCGCCCCUGUACUGUAACAUACAUGCACAGAAUACAAUAAAGAAAUUGUAUGGUUCUAAAUGUAUGUUAUGAUAUGAUGUCUAUCAUGAGCUGCCAUUGACAUGCCAGUAUUUUGAGGCCAAAAGCAUAUUCUAUGCAAGUAUACAAAUGCAGAUGCGAGAGCUCAGCCAGUGCAGCUCAAGUUGUACAUUCUUAAAGGGGUCAAGAAAUGCUCUUUUUUUAUAGUUUCAUUAUCUUCCCUGAGGUCCACUGAUAAUGUUAGUAAAGUUUUUUUAAAUUUGUUUUCACCAAAACAUUCAUAAUUUUGUAAUAUAUGAUAAUUUUCCA
This is a messenger RNA of Myxocyprinus asiaticus (Chinese sucker), 5475 nucleotides long. RefSeq names its product tensin-3-like. The transcript has 27 exons. Lineage: Eukaryota; Metazoa; Chordata; Actinopteri; Cypriniformes; Catostomidae. The coding region runs from base 220 to 3783 and encodes 1187 amino acids. The record is from RefSeq and is a predicted model, not a curated record. Gene Ontology annotation, molecular function: protein binding.